GGAGCAUAAGGGACAUCAUGAGUAUUACAGUCAAUACCUUACGUCAAAAACUUCACAUCCUCAAUGAACAAGGACAAAGACUGCUUCAACGCGGUAACACCAUGAGGAAGAUCAAGCAGAGCAACAUAUGUUUGCAGAAACAAGUCAUUCUCAUUGCACCACUUGGAAUCGUUGGCUGUGUGAUUCUGUCUCCGUUUCUUCUCUUCUCGUUUUUUGUUAUGGCUCCUUCAGUGUUACUUUUCUGUUCUGCAAUGGCGCUCCUGGUGAUGUCGUUCUCAUUAUUUUUCGGAUUUCUUCUCAAUUGUUGUUUAGUAAUGUUUGUAUUUGUAUCGUCAUGUCAUAUAUUAUACCACAUCUGCUUCUACACCAUUUGCCGUAUCCAAACUUAUUAUAAGUACAUACAGUCCUCACCGUCUUCUGUGUACCAAUACCUUAGAGCACGAAUGUGCGAGGUUUUAUUGCAGCUCGUAGAUAUUUUAUCUGACGACAUACCACAGCAAAGAAUUGAUGGUAGAAAAUGCGUGGGAUCUUGUGACUCGAGCGAGCUGGAAGAUAUUGAGCCAGAUUACAGAGACAGAGAAACCAAACUGUACGAGGCUUUGGUGAACAGUCCUCAGAAAACUGGCAAGGACACCUUUGAACCGUUCCCUUAUUAAAACUGGUAUACACAUGAAAAACAAUUGUUAUACAAUCUAUUUUGACCAAUGAAUUCUUAAGAAUAAUUAUUUAACGUCGAGCCCUAGGACUAAGAACCUUUCAAAUGUAUAAAGAAAAUGAGUCGAGUUAGUGGUUUUGUUCCAGUUCAAGGAUUUAUUUUGUGUUGGUGUUAAAGUGUCAUUGUUUGAUAUGCAAGUUGAGACAAAAAUUGUUGAAAAGACAACUGUUCGAAGCUAGAUCUGCUGUGAUUUGUCAAUUAAUGAACCUCACUAAUGAUACAGUUGGUAGGUCGGUGGAUAGCACCCGUGAAGGAAGAAUGGGUUAAAACAUGAGACUGACGAGACAGUUAUAAUACUAAUACCUAAUGGUCUCCAUCAGGUUAAGCCGCGUCUGAGAGGUCCGGGUUCCACCUUUGGUAGGGUCAGUGUUCUUGGGCACGGCUCUCACAGUCUCUUCCUUGCUUCUUCGGGUAGGCGAACUGUCAAGAAAACGAUGAAUUUCUAGAGGGGAUUACCUUCAAUUAACUAGCAUCACGGUUAUAAGAGACGUUAAAAAUACUCCUUGAUUCUUCGCGCUACAGAAACGUACAUCACUAACCGCCUCCACUUCGGUCAAUAGUUGUUAAUUAUAACCAGGACCCCGUAUUUCAAAACGAAAUGGAAACAACGAGAGGAUGAGGCUUCUAAGUAGAAAUUCAAGUUGUUCAGAGCCGGGAGAAAGGAGGUCUUUAUGCUCACCCUGCUGUUAUGUUACCUGCCCGUGACGUUACUAAGUAGUGUAUGUAUAACUGUACCCUUUAUAGCUGGGCACCACUUUCAUGUUUGGUGUAUGAAUUAGGCGUAUUCUUGUAUGAAACUUGGAUAACUCUUCAUCGGUAACAAUUUUUCUUUGUAAGAAGUGCGUGCGUUUAAUUAUUCUUCUAAGGCUGCUUGCACUUUAGCGCUCAAAAACUUCUUCAAACGAGGAUUAAACUAUUCAAAUCGUUGUAUUUGGCAUGCGCCGGUUUCUUCAGCAACAAGAAACUCCUUUAAAACACCAACAUUAAAUACUCUACCUGGAUUUCAGUUGCGUUGUAACGUUCUCCACGUCAAUUCAUAUCAAUAUCUAUUCAGAGCACCGUACUCUUUUUUCAUAUCCACUGCGUGUAUGGUACAUAACAGUCUAAGAUAUUUAGCAAGUGUUAACAAGUGAGGCCUCCUCGUCAUUUUUCAAACGCUCUUUUAUUCGAAAACGAACUGAGAACUAAAAAUACGUAAUGCAUGC
Pocillopora meandrina is the source of this 1920-nucleotide messenger RNA. NCBI's taxonomy places the organism in Eukaryota, Metazoa, Cnidaria, Anthozoa, Scleractinia, Pocilloporidae. The record is from the annotation of a GenBank genome assembly.